This is a messenger RNA of Cololabis saira (Pacific saury), 3181 nucleotides long. RefSeq names its product uridine-cytidine kinase-like 1. Lineage: Eukaryota; Metazoa; Chordata; Actinopteri; Beloniformes; Belonidae. Gene Ontology annotation, molecular function: ATP binding; kinase activity. The record is from RefSeq and is a predicted model, not a curated record. The transcript is spliced from 15 exons. The coding region runs from base 13 to 1611 and encodes 532 amino acids. Gene Ontology annotation, cellular component: cytoplasm.
CUCCGAGUCCACAUGGCAACCAGCAUGAGCAGCAGUGAAGCUCCAGAUGAAGCCCCAGGUGAAGCGGGGGAACAGCAGAGGCAUGAAGAGCCGGGGGGAGACGGGUCCACAUCAAGAUGUGACAGUCCCUGGACCCCUUCAUCGUGCCCACGAGGACGGACCACAGCCCAAGCUAAGACUGAGCCUCCUCUGCUGAAGACCAUCUACACAGCAGGAAGACCGCCGUGGUAUAAUGUUACUGGGACCACCUUCAAAGAGGCCUUUAUUAUUGGUUUGUGUGGAGGAAGUGCUUCUGGGAAAACCACAGUUGCCAAUAAGAUUAUUGAGGCAUUGGACGUCCCCUGGGUAGUUCUGCUUUCCAUGGAGUCUUUCUACAAGGUGUUGAAUAAAGAGGAGCAGGAGCUGGCCACUAAACAUGAGUACAACUUUGAUCACCCUGAUGCGUUUGAUUUUGAUCUGCUGGUCACCGUCCUCAGAAAGCUCAAGAAAGGAAAAAGUAUCAAAGUGCCAGUAUACGACUUUGCCUCUCACAACAGGCGCAAAGAAUGGAAAACGGUAUAUGGAGCAAACGUAGUCAUCUUUGAGGGUAUCUUGGCCUUUGCAAACAAGGAGCUGCUAAAGCUCCUGGAUAUGAAAGUGUUUGUAGAUACAGAUUCGGACAUCCGCCUGAUUCGGAGGCUGAAGAGAGAUAUUUCGCUAUGUGGACGGGAUAUAAGUGGCAUUAUCAAACAGUACAAUAAUUUUGUGAAGCCAGCAUUCGAACAGUACAUUGAGACAACAAUGCAGCUCGCGGAUAUUGUGGUUCCCAGAGGUGGAGAGAACUUUGUAGCUUUGGAUUUGAUAGUUCAGCAUGUCCACAGUCAGCUAGAAAAGCGCGAGAUCAAUGUCAGAUCAGCUCUGGCUUCAGCUCACCAGGGUCAGCCUUUACCCAAAACCCUCAGUGUAAUGGAGAGCACACCUCAAGUCCGUGGCAUGCACACCAUCAUCAGGAACAAGGAGACUAACCGUGAUGAGUUUAUCUUCUACUCCAAGAGAUUAAUGAGGUUACUGAUAGAGCACGCCCUUUCCUUCCUACCUCUCAAGCCAGUAUCGGUGGAAACACCUCAGGGUGGCAUCUAUGAGGGAAAAAGGCUGUGUGGUAAAAGGAUCACAGGUGUUUCUAUCCUGAGAGCUGGGGAGACCAUGGAGCAAGCUCUGACUGCUGUCUGUAAAGACAUCAGACUUGGAAAGAUCCUCAUUCAGACCAACCACGGCACAGGAGAGCCAGAGCUUCAUUAUCUUCGUCUGCCUAAAGACAUCAGUGAAGACUAUGUGAUCCUGAUGGACAGCACCGUCUCUACGGGAGCUGCUGCUCUCAUGGCUGUCCGAGUUCUGUUGGACCAUGACGUUGCAGAGGAUAAGAUCUUCCUGUUGUCCUUGCUAACGGCGGAAAUGGGUGUCCAUUCAGUGGCAUACGCUUUCCCUAAAGUCCGCAUCAUCACCACCGCCGUGGACAAGGGGGUCAACGACCAGUUCCACAUCACCCCGGGCAUCGGUAACUUUGGAGAUCGUUACUUUGGCACCGACGCUCCCUCAGACUGGUGUGAAAGUGAUGAGGAGAUGGACUUCUGAGGAGAGCAGAACUGGAUGGUGCAGCAGAUGUUGGAGUGAUCUUUAGACUGAUCAGGGUCUAGUGGACAUUUAUGCUUCAUCGCCUCCAGUCGGAUCCAAAUGUUUACAGCAACAUUUAAAAAGUUCAACGUUGUCUGCCGUGCAGAGCGUCUGUUGGCUGUCAAGCUUUUCCGCUUCGUCAGGCUGGACUUGCUCCCAAACUACACGUCCACAAGGAGUUCUCAUGUUUCUUCAGCUUCCACAAAAAGGAAUUUGUAUGAAAUGUAUAAAACUCUCAGAUGCCUUAAAAUGUUCCAGUUGCUUUCAGGAUUUUGCGCCAUUUGUCUUUUUCGGUCAGAUAUCAUAAACAAAUGGACAGAUUUAGGUGUAGUAGGAGAUGAAGUUGGUAAAGAAAGCGAUGCUCAGUUUUGAUCAUUAGAUCCUAAUUUAUGAUAUUCUUAUCAUUGUUUUGUGCAAAGAUGCUACAUGAACAUGAAUUGACACUUUGAUGUUUUUACCAAUCACACAUACAUUUUUUAUACAUGUAUUAUUUGUGUGGAAGUUUAUUUUGUCAGACUGUGUCUGACUGGAUUAUUGGAUGCAUAGCGAAGGGAAAGAAGUCACUCCCUUACCGAACUCUGGGGCUUGUGACGAAGUAAGAUUAUUCCCAAAAUGUUCGGCCAUCUUUUUUUUUGUAGUUGUUGGAACAGUGAUCUGCAUAUUCAUUACAUCCCACAUUUAUUGAACUCGUAUGAAAAGGAAAUAUCUGAAUUUGUCUACAGACACAUUUAGAUCAUCUUAACAACAUGCCUUGUUAAACAAACAGCUUUACAGGUUACCAAGUAUUUUAUUUGUGGCUCCUGCUACACUGCUGGGUGUACAGUACCCUGAUUCUCGACUCCACUACGGCAAGAGCCUCAUCACCCACAAACCCCUGCAUGACCGGGACCCUCCCUGCCUCUCAAACCUUCUCCAGCACCACCGUCCCAUCCGCCGCCUCCACUCUUCAGACUCCAACCUCCUGACUCGCAUUAUAAAAUGCAAGCACUGGACGUUGGGAGGGCCGAGCUUCAUCCAUCGCUGCCCCCACGCCCUGGAACUCACUCCCCACUCAUCUCAAACUCACUCUUUAAUAACCUUCAAAACUCAUCUGUUUUGUCUUGUUUAGAGCUUAUAACAAUGGUCCCCACUCCUGUUUGUGUUGUUUGUCUCAUCUCUUGUCUUGUUAAGCUUCUUUGAGUAUUUUUUUUUAGAGGUGCCAUAUAAAACUUAUGCAUUAUCAGCAUUAUUAUUAUUACAGAGAGUCACAUAUUGAAGGCAAAACGCUACAAAUAAGUUAAAAGAAAUCUCAGCUGCUGUUACUUCUGUGGAAGCUGCUCAGCUCACAUGGAGCAACUCACACAAAUGGAUGGUGGCGAUACAGAUAUAUGGGGAGGAAAAAAAAAUCAUCUUCCUCAACACUGAAAUUAUGGUUAUCCAUCAACUUGUGAGGCAUGUUACAUUUAUCAAACCCAUAAAAAUAUUGGCAUUUCCAUUGUAUCUUGUGGACUAAAGAGAAUGUUUGGCAAAUAAAAAUGAAAAGUGAUUCAGA